Cyprinodon variegatus (sheepshead minnow) is the source of this 1316-nucleotide messenger RNA. RefSeq names its product gem nuclear organelle associated protein 7 (gene gemin7). Lineage: Eukaryota; Metazoa; Chordata; Actinopteri; Cyprinodontiformes; Cyprinodontidae. Gene Ontology annotation, biological process: spliceosomal snRNP assembly. The transcript has 2 exons. The record is from RefSeq and is a predicted model, not a curated record. Bases 81 to 461 code for a protein of 126 amino acids. Gene Ontology annotation, cellular component: SMN-Sm protein complex.
AAGAAGAAGUCGCUUUAGCUGUUGCUAAAUUAAACUGCUAACGUUGCUAACAGGUGGACGCUGGCAGGAAGAAUCUCAACAUGGCCACACCAGUGUCUGUGCUACGCCUACCAAAAGGUCCUGACCCAAACAGUCGUGGGUUUGACCCGAGUUCUCCUCGUUUCAUCGCUCUCUGCCGCACAUCCAUUCCUACUUCGGCCGGAGCAGAUACCGAGCAGCUGCUGGAGGAACAACAUGCACGCUCUGUGCUUAGAGAGCGUUUCCUGCGCUGUCUGCUUGCCAUGAGUAACAAGAAAGUUCACUUUCGCAUGCACGAGAAGGUAAACGUUGAGGCCACAUUUGGGGCGUCGGACAUUGACGUGCUGAACUUUCAAGUGUCUGAUCUGCACACUCCCAUCGGGGUACAGAAAGAGGCCCUCAUCAGAUGUCAUGAUGUAAUUUCAUUAACAUUUGAAGUAUGACACUGGGUCUAAUUCCAAUCAGAAGCACUUUACUGUCUCUGGUUUGAUUCUGUGAAAACUCCUUCAAAGUGUUUUUUUUUGUCUGUUUUUGUUUUUUCUCUCUACCGAGGUUGGUAUUGAUGCCAUAUGUUUCUGUUAAAACUCUGAGUCUGAUUAAAACAUUGUGACCUACAGAUUCACAUCUUUCAUUUACAAACGGUUUGUUUCACCACAAGAGGGAGCCAUUUAUUUUUCAUUGAUGGCCUGGGUAGUAGAUUAGUAUAAAGAUUAGUAUAAAUGUCUUUAUAUUGUGACAACUGUUAUAUUUGUGCUGACAGACAGUUUUGUCAGAUUAACUGACAUUUUGAUUGGAAACCAGGCUGGAAGUAGUCAUUGUUUAGGGUGUUGCUUAAUGAAAAAAUGAUUAAAUUGGUGGCAUAACAGCUUGUUUUUUGCAGUACAAUUGUGUCUCAGACCUUUUUUCUUGACCUAUGAACUUAUAUCGCAUUAUUCCACGUAUUGCCUGGAUGGCAACACUGCACUCUUCUUUUGAGAAGCUACAAGAUAUUGCUUUUUUCAUUAAAUAGUACAUGUAUUGCAGCUGUAUUAAUAUUCAUAUGUUAGAGCACAAAUUUCAGGUUCUUACAAUUUCUACCUUUAUAGUUGUUUUCUCCAAUUUUUGUAGCUUGAAAAUAAAAUUGUCGAUCACUGAUGCUUUUCAAUACUUUUUAUUUGAAAAACAAAAAAAAAAGGCUUCUUCAACAUCCACUGUAUUGCAGAUGCUUUUAUUGCUUGCUUAUGUUUCAGUUUAACAAGGGAUUUUUUUUUAUUUUUUUUUUACCAGGAUCAGCUUCUUUAAAUACAUCCAUUCUUAAU